Acipenser ruthenus (sterlet) is the source of this 4908-nucleotide messenger RNA. RefSeq names its product low-density lipoprotein receptor-related protein 12-like. Gene Ontology annotation, molecular function: protein binding; low-density lipoprotein particle receptor activity. The record is from RefSeq and is a predicted model, not a curated record. Gene Ontology annotation, cellular component: plasma membrane. The transcript has 7 exons. Bases 1005 to 3584 code for a protein of 859 amino acids. NCBI's taxonomy places the organism in Eukaryota, Metazoa, Chordata, Actinopteri, Acipenseriformes, Acipenseridae.
GCCAGCAUGUUCAUGCAGACGCUGCUCUGACGUACGUUUCUCUGGCAACCUUUCACCCUCAAUGAAAGAGAGCGAGAAAGACAGAGAGGGCUGCUGGGACCUGGCUGUAAACAUACACAGCCAUAGUUUAGUUUCAGCUGUUCAGGGCCUGAGCAAAAUAAGCUUACAUUUUAGUCUGGAAAUAAAACCUAGGCGGCAGUAACACAAGGAUUGUUUAUGUAAUUACGAUAGUUUAAAUUAUAUGGAGAUGUUUCCUUGUUCGUGUUCUUGUUCCUCAGUCAAGCCCAGUGCUGUAUGAGUAGUCACAGAGACUGUGUAGGCGUAAUACAUUGGAAAAGAAAAAUAAGACGAGAUUAUUUUGUACUAAAUAUUACGAGAAGGCAAGGGUGUGGUUUUAAGCGUCUAAUUUGAAAUGUGUUUUUUUUAGCCACCACGUUUAAAUGUAAAUGCAUUUAAAUUGUUUUUCCAAACGAAAGAGUAGAGUGUGAAGAGGACUUCUUUUGUCUUCACUGUGCUGGAUAUGGGAAAAUGAAUGACAGAACAGUGUCGGUAAAGCUUUCUAACGGGUUUCAUUACUAGUCAUGGAAACACAAAGUUAGGUAGAAUUUAACGAAUAUAGAGGUAGUCUUGUAAGAUUAACAUUGAUAUUGCAGUGUCUUUUGUGUAACGUAAAGCGAGCUGUAAAGUUGUAUUUUUUGUUAUUGUUUAUUUUUUUAUGUACCGUUAAAGUAUAGUUUACGGUACAUAAAAGGCUUUUAACGUUUGAUGCGGGAGAUUCCUAACAAAAGUGAAACUAGUGACUUGGCCGCGUUAGGUGUUCCCUACACUUCUGAAAAAUAGUAGAAUAGCAUUAGAUCGACAUCGACACAAUAGAAUAUAAUAGCUGUGCAUCCUAAUCCAUUGUUACAAGUUUUGUUUAGCCCAGAUGCUUGUUUGACGCAUUGAUAUUAAUUAUACUAAAGAAACGAAAUUAUAGAACUGUAGUCCAUUGUUUUCAUGUCGCUAUGGCCUGCAGUUUGGUUUCACAUACAUUUGCUCUCUUGGUUGGGAAAUAUGUCCACUUCAUCAUCAGUUUCAGCCUUUUGGGAAAUGUCAUUCAAGCAGAGCCCAAUGAAAAUGUGUAUGUUUCAGGGAUUUCCAGUGCUUGUGGAGAUGUUCCAGAGCAAAUCAGGGCACCGAGUGGAAUCAUCACCAGCCCUGGGUGGCCAUUUGAAUAUCCAGAUAGAAUCAACUGCAGCUGGUAUAUUAGAACCAACCCGGGUGAAAUCAUAACUAUCAGUUUUCAGGAUUUUGAAAUCCAGAGCACUCACAGGUGUAGCUCUGAUUGGAUCUCUAUUGGAACGUACAAAAACCUUGAUGGCUAUCGGGCUUGUGGCUCCUCUAUUCCAGCACCUUACAUCUCUUCCCAGGACCAUGUGUGGAUCAAGUUUCAUUCAGACGAUAGUGAGACUGCAAAAGGCUUUAGGAUUUCUUACAUAACAGGAAAACCUGAGGAACCCAGCUGCGACUGGGAUCAGUUUCACUGUGCAAAUGGGAAAUGCAUCCCUGAGACUUGGAAAUGCAACACAAUGGAUGAAUGUGGAGACAACUCGGAUGAAGAGCUAUGUUUGCAGUCUAACCCCACCCCUGCCUACUUUUUCGAGCCUUGUGCAUUUCACCAGUUCCAGUGUCUUUCACGCUACACCAGAGUUUACACUUGCCUUCCAGAAUCCCUUAAGUGUGAUGGCAACAUUGACUGCCAAGACUUGGGGGAUGAGAUUGACUGUGAUGUUCCAACAUGUGGGGAGUGGCUCAGAAACUUCUACGGUACCUUCAACUCUCCCAAUUAUCCUGACUUCUACCCACCUGGGAGCAACUGCACCUGGUUUAUCGACACAGGUGAUCACCGUAAGGUCAUUUUGCGCUUUACGGAUUUCAAGCUUGACGGUACAGGCUAUGGGGACUAUGUUAAAGUGUAUGAUGGUCUGGAAGAGCAUCCCCAUAAGCUUCUGCGAGUCCUGACAGCAUUCGACUCUCGGGCACCGGUUACGGUUGUGUCUUCCUCUGGGCAAAUUCGGAUUCACUUCUAUGCGGAUAAGAUCAAUGCAGCUCGUGGGUUUAAUGCCACUUACCAGGUGGAAGGUUUUUGCUUGCCAUGGGAGAGCCCAUGCGGGGGUAACUGGGGCUGUUACACAGAGCAGCAGCGAUGCGAUGGCUACUGGCACUGUCCCAAUGGGAGGGAUGAGGUGAACUGCAGCACAUGCCAAAAGGAUGAGUUCCCAUGCACCAGGAACGGGAUCUGUUACCUCCGCUCAGACCGCUGCAACUACCAAAACCGCUGUCCGAAUGGCUCUGAUGAGAAGAACUGCUUCUUCUGCCAGCCAGGCAACUUCCACUGCAAAAACAACCGGUGCGUGUUCGAGAGCUGGGUUUGCGACUCUCAGGAUGACUGUGGAGACGGCAGCGAUGAGGAGAACUGCCCAGUGAUUGUCCCAACCCGGGUGAUCACCGCAGCUGUUAUUGGGAGUCUUGUCUGUGGUCUGCUCCUUGUUAUAGCACUCGGGUGCACAUGCAAACUUUAUUCGCUGAGGAUGUUUGAGCGAAGGUCAUUUGAAACCCAACUGUCAAGGGUUGAGGCAGAGCUGCUAAGAAGGGAGGCACCACCCUCCUACGGCCAACUGAUUGCACAAGGUUUGAUCCCACCAGUGGAAGAUUUCCCAGUGUGCUCAGCAAGCCAGGCAUCAGUGUUGGAAAACCUCAGGCUAGCAGUACGUUCCCAGCUUGGAUUUACUUCAAUCAGACUUCCAACGUCUGGGAGAAGCAGGAACAUUUGGAGACGACUCUUCAAUUUCACCAGGUCUCAACGCUCUGGUUCCCUGGCUUUAGUCUCUGGUGAUGCAGAGGAUGGCACUGCUGAAAACUGCACAGCCAGAGAGCCUGAAAGGACUGGUGCGCACAGAAGUCUUCUCCCCCUUGAUUCUGACGACACUGACGCAGAAAGCGAGAGACGGGACAUCCCAGGUGCAUUCGGGGGAGUCUCUGCUUUGCUACCUCAAAAGACCCCACCAGCGACCGCAGUGGUUACAGUAUCACCGCCCCGAAGUGCAACAGCUCGGCAGGCAAGCAGGAACAACACAGGCAAUGCAAGAGAAGUUGGAACUGUCGAACCACCCACUGUCGGCCCAGGGAGACAGCAACUAACCAGUGCAUUCAGCCGUAUGACUCAAAGUCUUCGUUGGGUACGCUUUUCUCUCGGAAGAUCCUGUUCAACAAACCAGAACCAAAGUCCUUUACGACAACUUGAUCAUGGGAACGGUGGACGAGAUGAAGACGACGACGUGGAACUGUUGAUUCCUAUUUCUGAUGCAGCCUCAGACAUUGACUUGAACGACUGUUCUAGGCCUUUACUCGAACUUGCCUCAGAACAACAUGGGCAGGGGCCUUUAUACCCUCAUGCUGCUACAUUACACAGAGCAAGGCCACCUAGCAGGGAUGGGCCUUGUGAACACUGUGGCAUGGUUCAUACUGCUCAGAUACCGGAUGCAUGCUUGGAAGCAACUGGAAAAAAUGAAAUGAGUGACGAUGAAGCAUUGCUGCUUUGUUAGGUACUAUAUUUAAUAUAGGUACGGUACAGUUUUAGGCACCUGUUAAGCUUUAUUUAUUUUCUUUUUUGUCUUCGCUUUUAAGAUAAUGCCGCUCUAAAACAACAACAGCUAGUAGAAGCUGCAUGCAGUUUAUAAUACAGCCCAAGUGCUCCCCAAAAGUGGAUAUUUUAAGUGUAUUUAUUUUUAUUUUUAAGAAAAAAAAAUCAAUGUUCUCAUUUAAAACAAUAUAAAUGUAACUGCCAGUUGUCAUCUUGCUGAAUUGAGUGGUGGAAUUAGAUCUUUUGAAGACUGCACUUGUGAAUAUUUUUAUACAUUGCAAAGUCAGCAAAAACCUAAAUGACAAAUGCAACCACAGCACUUGCAGUUAGUCCUAUAUAUUUUAGAAAAGGCAUACAUAAAAACCCGAGAGAUCAAACACUGACAGUAAAAUAACCUGGGGUCUAAACUAUGAUUAAAAGCUGAAACAUUGUAAUUCCUAUAAUUAAUGGAUUAUAUUUAUUAUAUUAAUAUGGCUUCAGGCAUUUCUUCAAAAGAUACCAUCUAUCCUUAAAGGGAAAUGUAUGAACAAAGACACUGGCUUACCAUUUAAUGGUACUAUAUUUAAGGAGAUUGAGAUCUGUGUUCACACUCCCACCCCACAUUGGUACUCGGCUACUUAUAAAAGCUAUUUGAUUUUAAUUACUUCAGUUAGACAGAGUGGAAAUUAACUGCUUGUAAACUCUAUAAUGCCUAUAAUCCACUGCUGUUCAUUUUAUUUAUUACUUCAUUAUUAUUUUUUUGUAAACUAAAUGUUUUGGUACUGAACAUGUAAUUGUGUGAUUGUAUACCUAUUUAUUUGUCGUUUGAGAAGCAUGUUGCAAAUUGUCGUCUUGUGCAUUUGUUAUGUGAUGCUGUAAUUAAAAAGUAACUGUACAUGACUUGGGGGGGGGAAAAAAGGUAAUCUUCUGCUGUUUCUUUUUCCAUUACAAAAAAGUAGGUUCACAUUAUGACUUGACUAUGCAUCUAUAAUUAUCAAUAUGUUUGUUUUUGGUUCAACAUUUAUAGAUCUUACUAUAAAUUAUGACGAGUUAUCACUAGACUAAUAUUUUUCAUGUUACAAUAAAACACAACUUUUAGGGCUGGAAUACCUAAAGAUUAUUGCAGAUUAUUAGCAAACAAACAUCAUUGAUUUAUGCACUGAUUUAAAGGACUGUUGGCACAAGCUUCUUGUUUUAAUGUUCUAUCCCUGUGAAACUGUAUAGCUUGAAUCUGUUAAAGAAGCUUUUUUUAAUUAAAUUUUUAUAGAGAAGUACAAAUUAACUGCAUCAUGUUAAAUACAAGCAGA